This is a messenger RNA of Chroicocephalus ridibundus (black-headed gull), 1308 nucleotides long. RefSeq names its product aurora kinase A and ninein interacting protein (gene AUNIP). Lineage: Eukaryota; Metazoa; Chordata; Aves; Charadriiformes; Laridae. The coding region runs from base 151 to 1308 and encodes 385 amino acids. Gene Ontology annotation, biological process: spindle organization. The transcript is spliced from 3 exons. The record is from RefSeq and is a predicted model, not a curated record. Gene Ontology annotation, cellular component: spindle pole; centrosome.
GGGCGGCGCGAGCGAGAGGCGGGAAGAGGGAGCGGCGCCGGCUGAGGGAGCGCACGGCCAGGCUCCGGUUCCCCCCGGGCGCCGCUCCGCCGGCGGCCCCUGCCCCGCGAAGCAGCCCCGCUCGGCCCUGGAGCCCGCCCGGUGCCGGGGAUGAAGCGCAGGCGCGGAGGCGGCGCGUCCCGGCCGGACGGAGUCUGCGAUGUGUGGCUGGACACCGCCAAGCUGAAGCAAAACGCGGUGGAGUCUCUCAUAGCCAAGUCAAAAGCAUCUCGUCGAGUUCUGGAGAGGAAGUACGCCUCAGUCACUUUCACGCAGACACGAGCCCCUCAGCCACGCACCAAGCAAACCACCAUCUCCGCCUUCUUCAGCCCGCAGACAGAUGAAAAAGACAAAGAAAACUCCAGGCCAUCUCCUUUCAUCCCAAAAUGUAAAGAAGCAGGUAUUUCUUUGGCUGCUUCCCCUGUGAAGAUCUUGGCUUUGCCGCAGAUGGAGGAAGCCCAGGAAGAAUCCCUCGGUGCCGAGGUGGGGACAGCGCAGGCUACACCCCAGCAUCGUGCAGAGACAGCACCGGCCUCCCUGACGCCUUCGCAGGACUCUUCGGUGUUACAAGUGGAGUCCCACAGCACGAGCGAGGCCUCCUGUGGGGCGGGAGAGGAUUUGUGCUUCUUCAGCUUCACCCAGGAUUCGGAAGGCAACCGGAUCAUCGCUCACAGAAAUGUCUCCGAUUUAUUUGCUGGAGAAAUGGUUUCAGCGAGCGGCAGCGUAACUUCAGACCGUGGGACGAACAAAGGACAGGGCCAGCUGCUCCCAGAGGUGUCAAAGACCGGACUUGAUUUCCAACCCAGACUUGGUGCAAACCAGAGUAAGAAACCACACCCGUUGAGUAGUGUUAAUUCUUUAAUUGAUUUCACUGAGAAUAUAAAUCCUCCUCUAACGAGACACAGUGCCUGGGCUGCUGGCUUUUAUCCAUCUCCCCAAAGACCAGCUGGAGCGCAGCCCCUGAGAGAGCGCAGCCAGAACACCAGGGCUGGUGCAGCCGAGGAGGGAUGGGGCAGUCCCUGCCGACAGCUCUUCACCCAGGACUCCCAGGGGAACAGGGUGAUCGCUCACCACCACCGGAACCUCCCGUCUCCUCGCAAGGACAGCGGCAGCUCUCGCAGGCACCUGCCCGACUCUCCCUGCAAGGGCCGUUCCAGCGACGCUGCAAACGGGAGCUUGAGCAAACCGGGGGAGCAGCAGUUGGAUGUGUGCUACGAUUUACUGUUCACGCAGGAUUCGGAAGGGAACAAAGUGAUUAAACACUGGUAA